AUGAAUGAAUUAAGGAAUCCACUGAGUUCAACAAGUUUACCUGCACAUAAGUACUUCUAUGACCCAUUUAAGACGGACGCCGAAACCUGUACAGACAACAGGACGGUAGAUAUACAAACCAAGCUGACUCAAUAUUCGAGCUAUGGAAUUCAUGUUAAUCAGAUUGAAGAAGCAAUAUGCUUUGUGUCCAAAAUACAUAUAUUCAAGAAAUACCCAAAAUAUAACGACCGUUGGCAUUUUUUAUAUUAUUGGGUAGGAGAACAAAUAUGGAACGCACUGGGAAAGUCGGACACAGAUAAGAAGAACCAAUUCCCAACCAUCUUGAAGGAGGUUUGCAAUAUAAUAAAGACUAAAUGUGAACGUGAUAAUGUAGAUGGAAGUGGAAAAUGUGAACUUCUUUGCCCGGAACAAAUGGACGGAACCACUUUCGAACAGGAUAAAAAAGUAUUCGAUUUCUUCAGUAAUUAUAAUGAAAUAAAGAAUUAUGUAUACGGAGGUGAGGCCGAUUGUCAAACGCAUUGGCCUUCUUACAAGUCGGAAGUCGAAUCAGCAUGUACUACUGUAGAAAAUUAUUGCAAAAAAGUAGGGACACAUGAGAGAGAACCAUACUGUAUAAAUUUCCCCCAAAAUCAUGGAGUUUACUGUAAGAUGACACUACAAAAAUUAGAGUGCAAAUCACCACAAGAUGCAGUACCAGAGGAGCAGGAAUCGACAUGUCCUUCUGAGGAUGCAAAUACACAACUCUUCGAAGAAAGGAUACGUUCAGCCACCACCACAGCAAGCAUUUCUUCUAUACUCGGCACACUAGGACUAACGGUAGUUCCUUAUGUCCUAUAUAAGGUAUAA
This is a messenger RNA of Plasmodium coatneyi, 846 nucleotides long. Its product is annotated as KIR protein. NCBI's taxonomy places the organism in Eukaryota, Apicomplexa, Aconoidasida, Haemosporida, Plasmodiidae. The transcript is spliced from 2 exons. The record is from RefSeq and is a predicted model, not a curated record. Bases 1 to 846 code for a protein of 281 amino acids.